UGUCCCCAGCAAUGCAUCUAUUUGGCCUCAACUGGCAGUUACAGCAGACUGAAAAUGACACAUUUGAAAAUGGAAAAGUGAAUUCUGAUACUGUGCCAACACACACUGUGUCAUUGCCUUCUGGUGAAAAUGGAAAAUUAGGAGGAUUUGCACAAGAAAACAAUACUAUAGAUUCUGGAGAACUUGAUAUAGGCCGAAGAGCAACACAAGAGGUUCCUCCUGGGAUCUUCUGGAGGUCACAGGUCUUCAUUGAUCAGCCACAGUUUCUAAAAUUCAAUAUCUCCCUUCAGAAAGAUGCAUUGAUUGGAGUAUAUGGCCGAAAAGGCUUACCACCCUCGCAUACUCAAUAUGACUUUGUGGAACUUUUGGAUGGUAGCCGGUUGAUUGCAAAGGAACAGCGCAACCUUCUUGAGGCAGAGAGAGCAGGUAGACAGGCAAGGUCUGUCAGUCUUCAUGAAGCAGGUUUCAUCCAGUAUUUGGAUGCUGGGAUCUGGCAUCUGGCUUUUUAUAAUGAUGGGAAAAAUGCAGAACAAGUGUCUUUUAAUACAAUUGUCAUAGAGUCUGUGGUGGAAUGCCCCCGCAAUUGCCAUGGAAACGGAGAGUGUGUAUCAGGAUCAUGCCAUUGUUUUGCUGGAUUUCUGGGCCCUGAUUGUUCAAGAGCAGCCUGCCCAGUAUUGUGCAGUGGCAAUGGGCAGUACUCCAAAGGACGCUGUCUUUGCUACAGUGGCUGGAAAGGGACAGAGUGUGAUGUGCCUACCACCCAGUGCAUUGACCCUCAAUGCGGAGGUCGUGGGAUUUGCAUCAUGGGCUCUUGUGCCUGCAACUCUGGAUACAAAGGAGAAAACUGUGAGGAAGCUGAUUGUUUAGAUCCAGCCUGUUCAAAUCAUGGUGUGUGCAUCCAUGGAGAGUGCCACUGUAAUCCAGGAUGGGGUGGUAACAACUGUGAAAUUCUGAAGACUAUGUGUCCAGACCAGUGCUCUGGCCAUGGCACGUAUCUUCAAGAAAGUGGCACAUGCACUUGUGACCCUAAUUGGACUGGUCCUGACUGCUCCAAUGAAAUCUGUUCUGUUGACUGUGGCACACAUGGCGUCUGCAUGGGUGGAACUUGUCGUUGUGAAGAAGGCUGGACUGGCCCAUCCUGCAGUCAGAGAGCAUGUCACCCUCGGUGUGCUGAACAUGGAACAUGUAAAGAUGGGAAGUGUGAAUGCAGCCAAGGCUGGAAUGGCGAGCACUGCACCAUUGGUAGGCUAACUGUGCUUUAAUAUUGUUCUUCAAUA
Molecule: messenger RNA, 1277 nt
Organism: Podarcis muralis (Common wall lizard)
Lineage: Eukaryota; Metazoa; Chordata; Lepidosauria; Squamata; Lacertidae
Source: RefSeq, a predicted model, not a curated record